Molecule: messenger RNA, 1308 nt
Organism: Ictalurus furcatus (blue catfish)
Lineage: Eukaryota; Metazoa; Chordata; Actinopteri; Siluriformes; Ictaluridae
Exons: 12
Coding region: 1-1308 (435 amino acids)
Source: RefSeq, a predicted model, not a curated record
AUGGUACUGGCUACAGCACCAACAAUAGAACUAUCAACUACACAACCUGGUUCAGCUGUGGUCCAGACCAGGAUGGUCUUCAAUUCCUCCUCUCCUGUUCCCAGUGAGAGUUUGGUCCUCAACACAACCCAGACUCUUCUCAGUGCUCGACUCACAAGCCUCACUGACUCUGUAAAAGUGCUGAACUUCAGCUAUGAGAAAAUUUCAGACACCUCCUAUGCAGUCAUCUUCACAUUUAGCAUCAGUAACAUCAGCAUGUCUAAGAACCCUCACCUCAGAAACGACACCUACACCCAAGUGGAGAACAUCAUCAAUAAUGCUCUAAACACACUUCUAAAUGACGCUGCUGCAGAACCAUUCAAACCCCAGAGCUCGUUCUUCACGAAUUCAGGAAACCAGGUUAAUGGUGAUAUGGAGUACUACUUCCAAGAUGGAGACACCAAAACACCAGCAGCCUUCCUGAAUGAGCUUACACCUGUGAUUUUAUUGGGGAAUGUCCUGAUAUGUAUUCGUCUAGUUUUUAAGAACUUGACCAGAAUACCUAGUGAGGCUGAUGUUCUCAAUGCUGCUAAUGCUCUGCUGGACUCAAAGACCAGAAGAGCACGAUCACUUGUAAUACAAACACUGAGUGAUCCUGUGAGCAUUCAGAAUGUCAUCUAUGAAAAAAUUGGCAACAGCUCCUACAUUAUAAGCUUUGCAUUUCAAAUCAGCAAUGUGACCAUCUCCAAGGACCUUCAGCUUAGGAACGGAACAUAUGAUUUAAUACAAAACACCAUCAAUAGUCUGCUGAACACUAUUCUGAAUGUGAAAGAUGCUCCUGCGUUUGUCUUUCCACAAGCAAACUACACGUUUAAUGGUACAUCAAUUGUGGCUAAUUCUGAAUACAUCUUUGUGGAAGGUGACACCAAGUGGACACCAAGUGGAUUUCUUUCUGCAAUACUGAACAUUAGUGGAUUGUCGACCUUCACCACUCCUGCUGUGGUUCAGACCAGGAUGCUCUUCAAUUCCUCCUGUCCUGUUCCCAGUGAGAGUUUGGUCCUCAGAGCAAUUCAGACUCUUCACAGUGCUCGACUCACAAACCUCUCUGACUCUGUAAAUGGGCUGAACUUCACCUAUGAGAAAAUUUCAGACACCUCCUAUGCAGUCAGCUUCACAUUUAGCAUGAGUAACAUCAGCAUGUCUAAGAACCCUGACGUCAGGAACGACACCUACACCCAAGUGGAGAAUAUCAUCAAUAACGCUCUAAACACACUUCUAAAUGACGCUGCUGCAGAACCAUUCAAACCCCAGAGCACUUUCUUCACGUAA